This is a messenger RNA of Colletotrichum destructivum, 3149 nucleotides long. RefSeq names its product Putative Thioredoxin domain-containing protein. The record is from RefSeq and is a predicted model, not a curated record. Gene Ontology annotation, cellular component: endoplasmic reticulum. NCBI's taxonomy places the organism in Eukaryota, Fungi, Ascomycota, Sordariomycetes, Glomerellales, Glomerellaceae. The transcript is spliced from 3 exons. Bases 383 to 2641 code for a protein of 752 amino acids. Gene Ontology annotation, biological process: protein folding. Gene Ontology annotation, molecular function: protein disulfide isomerase activity.
CUUUAUGCUUGGCUUUCCCCCUUUGCAAAAGUACUAUCGCCAUCCUUUUUUCUCCCUCUUUCGACGCCGCUGGACGAUUUCGGGGGGCUUUGACACAAACGAAGGAAAGGAACAGUAGCUUCUUUCUCGACUCUUCUUACCCUCCAUGUCUCCGGCGAUCUAAUAGGUUUUACCCACCUCAAACCCUUUCGCAACCCCUUGACGAACUUGCCGCGAUCCACACCCUAUCUGACGCUGCACCUCUGAUUGCGGCUUGACGAUUGCUCUUCGUAGCGCCCCUUCAAUCGACUGCGCCCACCUGUCACUACUGAUCUGUUUGGCGACCUCCACUAUCCUCUCCUCACCAGUCACUGCGCCUACGAGGUGCAGCCUCAUCAUCACAAUGAGGUUAUCGCCUAUGUUCCUUUUGCUGGGCUCGACCCUACUUUCCGGGGCGCAAGCAGCAGCAGUAGCAGACGAGAAGGAUGACCAAGCAAACACCUUCUUCAACUCCAUGAAGGUGCCGCCGAUGCUCGAGUUGACACCGGACACCUACGACAAGGAGGUGAAGGCCCAUCAGUUCAUGCUUGUCAAGCACUACAGCCCUUACUGCCCGCAUUGCAUAGAUUAUGCGCCGAUAUACCAGACCCUGUACGAGUUCUACUACACCUCCAAGCCUGAGUCCAAGGAAGACAAAUCGUUUACCGACUUUUACGAUUUCCGCUUCGCCACGGUGAACUGCGUGGCCUACUACGAUCUCUGCGCAUCCCACAAUGUCGCAUCGUAUCCAACUACCAUUCUCUACAAGAAUGGCGAGCUGGCCGAGUUGAUCAAGGGCGUCAAGGAAAUCGACCAACUCAGCCCCAUCAUCGAGAAGCAGCUGGAAGCGGCCAAGCCCGGAACCAGGCCCCGCAACAUCGAGCUACCCGAGGAGGGCGACAAGUACUCCCCCGACAAGGCACCCGGCAAGUCCGACGACUCCAAGAAGCCAGCGGACGACAAGGCCGACGCCCCAAAGGAUGCCAAGAACGAUGCUAAGGCCGAUGCGAAGACUGACGCGAAGACGCCGCCCAAAGAAGAGACCAAAGCCCCCCCGAAAGCCCCCCCUGCGAAGGGUGAUACGAAGCCUGUCGAUAAGACCGAUGCGAAGACUGAGGCGAAGACCGGUACUAAUGCCGAAAAGGCCGACGCAAAAGCCAGUACCACCGAGAAGGCUGUUGCUACUCCUACCAAGUCCGUGGUGAAGAAGCCUACCGUUACUCCCAACAAGGACGGCAUCUCUAUGCCUCUUACCGCCGAGAAGUUCCAAUCCUUGGUGACCAUGACCCAGGAGCCCUGGUUCGUCAAGUUUUACGCGCCGUGGUGUCACCACUGCCAGGCCAUGGCACCUAACUGGCAGCAACUAGCCAAGGAGAUGAAGGGUCGGCUGAAUGUCGGCGAAGUGAACUGCGACGUGGAGACCAGACUUUGUAAGGAUGUCCGCCUCCGCGGCUACCCUACCAUCCUCUUCUUCAAGGGCGGUGAGCGGGUCGAAUACGAAGGUUUGAGAGGCCUCGGCGACUUCGUCCAUUACGCCGAGAAGGCGAUCGACAUUAGUGAGGGGGUUCAGGAUGUGGACGCCGAGUCGCUGGCAGCCCUUGAGGAGAAGGAAGAGGUCAUCUUCAUAUAUUUCUACGACCACGCUACCACCAGUGAGGACUUCAUGGCUCUCGAGCGUAUCCCCCUCAGUCUCAUCGGCAAGGCGAAACUUGUCAAGACGAAGGACCCCGUUCUCUACGCUCGUUACAAGAUCACGACUUGGCCUCGCUUGCUCGUGUCCAGGGAGGGUCGCCCCACGUAUUACCAGCCGCUUACGCCCAAGGAGAUGCGCGAUGUUCACCAAGUUUUGAACUGGAUGAAAUCGGUCUGGCUGCCCAUCAUUCCCGAGAUGACCGCCUCCAACGCGCGAGACAUCAUGGACGGCAAGAUCGUCGUUCUCGGUAUCAUCAACAGGGAGGACCAAGAAGGCUUCCUCAGAGCCAAGCGCGAAUUGAAGAGUGCCGCCAACGAGUGGAUGGACAAGCAAAUCACCCUCUUCCAGCAUGAACGACAAGAACUGCGGGAUGCCAAACAACUCCGCAUUGAUGAGGCUGAAGACCGCGGCGACCAACGCGCUCUGCGCGCAGCCAAGGCCACUCGCAUCAAUAUGGACAAGUCAGACAGGAAGCAGGUUGCCUUUGCCUGGGUCGAUAGCGUCUUCUGGCAGAGGUGGAUUCGCACCACAUACGGCAUUGACACCAAGGAUGGAGAUCGUGUUAUCAUCAACGACGAAGAUAACCGCCGAUACUGGGAUACGACCAUCACUGGUAACAACAUCCUUCUGUCCCGGACCUCGAUUUUGGAGACCAUUAACAAGGUCGUCACCUCGCCGCCCAAGAUCAAGCCCAAGCUCACCAUCUCGAGCUUCGAGAAGAUCUUCUUCGACAUGCGCGUAACCUUCGUCGAGCACCCCUACCUGACCUUGGGCUGCAUCGUCGGCCUGGCAUUUGGUGCCUUCUCAUGGUUUCGCAGCCGCGCUCGCCGGGGCCGUGGUGGACACUUCCGCUUGGAGGAGUCCUGGGGCAACAAGGAACUGAUGAAGGAGGGUCUGUUGGGCCCCAAUGGCAACGGCAAGGUGGACUAGAAAUCCGGCAUGCAUGGGCAGGUGUUGAAGAGGAUGGAAGAGCAGAAUCGUCCUGCGCAUCAUCAUCUACGCAAAUUGGACUAAUGGAAAGCCAGUGAAUGAGGCUACGAUAUUUGGGGACUUGAUGUCAAAACGUUUGUGUUUGCGUGUGUGUCUUUCGUCUACGGGAAGUCGAUGGGGAAAAAACAAACCUAAAGCAUUGGGGUGACUACUCACGGAGUUGACGAGGGACGUAUUUUCCCUCCCAUGUUUCCUUCUCUCGGGUUCUUCAGUUUUUCUUUCUCUCCUUGGUGUGGAAUCGGCCGAGUGGUCCAGAGAGGCCUGGCUAUCUGUAUAAUACUUUUUUUGUUCUUGGCUGUAGUGGAGGAUAUGCGAUGGUCUCCUUCACAUGCCAUUUGACAGAUUAUACAUUGUUCAUUGUUCAUUUGGUCGAGACUUCCCGGUCCGUCAUUUGCGACGUUGACAAGCGGAGAGAGGAAAGUCACAGUGUGCGACGGGAAUCUAUAUU